Nothobranchius furzeri (turquoise killifish) is the source of this 1322-nucleotide messenger RNA. RefSeq lists its product as uncharacterized. Gene Ontology annotation, biological process: positive regulation of neuron differentiation; negative regulation of Notch signaling pathway. Gene Ontology annotation, molecular function: DNA binding; transcription corepressor activity. The record is from RefSeq and is a predicted model, not a curated record. Lineage: Eukaryota; Metazoa; Chordata; Actinopteri; Cyprinodontiformes; Nothobranchiidae. Gene Ontology annotation, cellular component: nucleus.
AUUUACCAGGACCUAUUUACUGUAAUACUGGUGUAGUACUACUACUUCCUCUACUACGCAGUGUAUUUCCAUGUACUCCGUUGCCUUUGUCCUCAGUGACUGUGUGUAAAAAAAAAGAAACAGUUUUCAUUGAAGACAGCCUAAACGGCCAGAUAUCUCAGUUCAAUGCCACCAAAGAGAAACUGUGCGAUAAGUUCAUCUCAACCCCAAGUGAAGAUGAUAAAAAUCGGCAGUGAUCCAGAUGAGCAGAUAUUUCCCUCUGGAUCGAUGGAGGAUCGGUUCGGGAUAGAAGAGGAGUCCAGUCCUUCUCCUCUUCCCAAGAACGAGCAUGAACCCAUUGACUUUGAUGAAGAAAACCUCUCUACCACCGGCAUCAGAACCGACACCAUCAGCCUUCUGAUGAAAAUAGACCAACUUCAGGCCCAACUUAAAUACGAACGAAGAUGCAGGAUUUUGGCUGAGAGAGAGCUCAGAGAACUCAGAGAGAUGAACACCCUCAUGAUGCAGAUGAGACACAUGACGCAUGAAUUACGAGUCACUCUAGAUCAAGUUCUCCAUGGAGGCGAGCCACCCGUUACACCACAAAACCCAGAUGAAACCCUGACGUUCCUGCCGGGGCCUGAAGUUCAGAUGAGAACAGUUGAUAGUAUCCCUGAGGAUGAGUUGAAUUUUUGUUAUCUGGCUGAAAAUCUCCGGGUGCCAAAACACCUCUAUGAGCGCGUUGCCGAAAUAGGCGACUACAAGAAGUACAUUUCAGCUCUCCUGAUGAUACUUUUUGACAGAGACACUUUAGCCACACACUGUCUGCUGGGCAGGAAGAACACCACAGGAGAGGAUAGCCACAAGCCUCCUCUUCCACCUGAGAUUUUAAAAGGCCUCAUGGAUCAUGUUGCAGAAAAGUUUGGCGUCGACAGCACCCAAAUAAAAAACGCCAUUCGCACAAAGUUAAACAACGAAGACAAGCUGAUGAAGAAGAGGCUGGGGUUAAACCGAGCGGACAGCAGAGUCAUUGUUGAACCAGCCUUUUGCAGAGAUGCUUCCCUUCAGGCUAAACAUGAACGGAAUGGCUCGGAGUUCUAGCUGUGCCGAUCUUUCGCCGCCACCGCCUACAUUUUAAUGUCCGAUAGGAAUUAGUGACAAAUUGUCUUAUUUGAUGUAUUCGACGUGAAGCUGUUUACUUUUCCGGCACUUUGUAGAACUUGUUCCACUUUGUUCCAGAUGUAAGCUCUCGGUGCUGGUUGAGUAUUUGAAAAGUGAAAACUGUUGACAACACUAAAAUGUCACACGUUACUGUCAGUAAUAAACACAAACGUUGUCAUGUU